This is a messenger RNA of Trichosurus vulpecula (common brushtail), 3385 nucleotides long. RefSeq names its product zinc finger protein 628 (gene ZNF628). The record is from RefSeq and is a predicted model, not a curated record. The transcript has 3 exons. The coding region runs from base 61 to 3084 and encodes 1007 amino acids. Lineage: Eukaryota; Metazoa; Chordata; Mammalia; Diprotodontia; Phalangeridae.
UUCCCGGCAUCCCCUGCUUCAGGGCCCCCCGUUUCCCCUCCCCCCGAAGCCGCAGGUGCCAUGGUGGGCUCCCACCUGGACGUGGCUCCAGCUCCACCCACCGAGGGGCCCGGAGAGCAGGCGCCCCCCCCUCCCGGCCCGCCGCAGGCGCCGGCGCAGUAUGAGUGUGGGGAAUGCGGCAAGUCCUUCAAAUGGUCAUCCCGCCUGCUCCACCAUCAGCGGACACACACAGGAGAGCGGCCCUACAAGUGCCCGGACUGCCCCAAGGCCUUCAAGGGCUCCUCGGCCCUACUCUACCAUCAGCGAGGCCACACGGGUGAGCGGCCGUACCCCUGCCCAGACUGCGGCAAGGCCUUCAAGCGCUCGUCCCUGCUGCAGAUUCACCGCAGCGUGCACACGGGCCUGCGCGCCUUCACCUGCGCCCAGUGCGGCCUGGCUUUCAAGUGGUCCUCCCACUACCAGUACCACCUGCGCCAGCACACGGGAGAACGGCCUUACCCGUGCCCGGACUGCCCCAAGGCCUUCAAGAACUCGUCCAGCCUCCGCAGACACCGCCAUGUGCACACGGGUGAGCGGCCGUACCCCUGCGGGGUGUGCGGCAAAAGCUUCACCCAGAGCACCAACCUGCGGCAGCACCAGCGGGUGCACACGGGUGAGCGGCCCUUCCGCUGCCCUGCCUGCCCCAAGACCUUCACCCACUCCUCCAACCUGCUCCUCCACCAGCGCACCCACGGGCCAGCCCCGGCCUCGGCCUCCACGCACCGCUGUGAGCCCUGCGGCAAGGUCUUUGCCUCUGAUGCCUACCUGCAGCGCCACCUGGAGACACACGCUGCGGAGGCUCCACCUCUCCCUCCGCCGCCCCCUCCCCCUGUGGUCCCUGAGCUCUUCCUGGCUGCGGCAGAGACCACGGUGGAGCUGGUCUAUCGCUGUGGGGGCUGCGAGCUGGCCUUCGCCAGUGAGACCCUGCUCCUGGAGCACCAGCCCUGCCCCGGGCCUGGGGUGGAGGCUGCUGCUGCCCAGCCUGCAACCUUUACCUGCUCUCCCUGCGGCAAAGCCUUUAAGACGGCAGCCGGCCUGUCUCGUCACCAGCAGAGCCAUGGCACGGCCGGGCCGCCGGCCUACCGCUGUGGCGGCUGUGACCGAGCCUUCCCCCAGCUGGCCAGCCUCCUGGCCCACCAGCGGUCCCACGCUGAAGAGGCAGCGGCAGGGCGCCCGCUGCCGCAGGCCGAGGCUGCUGAGGUCACCUGUCCCCAGGAGGCUCCAGCCCCAGGUCCAGCCCCGGCACCAGCAGGCGACCGGCCCUACAAAUGUGCUGAGUGUGGCAAGGCCUUCAAGGGAUCCUCCGGCCUGCGCUAUCACAUGCGUGACCACACCGGGGAGCGGCCCUACCCUUGCGGGGAGUGUGGCAAGGCCUUCAAGCGCUCUUCACUGCUGGCCAUCCAUCAGCGUGUGCACACGGGCCUGCGCGCCUUCACCUGCGCCCAGUGCGGCCUAACGUUCAAGUGGUCCUCCCACUACCAGUACCACCUGCGCCUGCACUCUGGGGAGCGGCCCUACCCCUGCGGGGAGUGUGGCAAGGCCUUCCGCAACACAUCGUGCUUGCGCCGCCACCGCCACGUGCACACGGGGGAGCGGCCUCACUCCUGCAGCGUCUGUGGCAAGAGCUUUGCGCAGACCUCCAACUUGCGGCAGCACCAGCGAGUGCACACCGGGGAGCGGCCCUUUCGCUGUCCGCUAUGCCCCAAGACCUUCACUCAUUCCUCCAACCUGCUCCUCCACCAGCGCACCCACUCAGCUGAGCGGCCCUUCACCUGCACCAUCUGUGGCCGUGGUUUUGUGAUGGCUGCUUACCUCCAGCGCCACCUCCGGACGCAUGCCCCGGCCCCAGUCACGACCACGGCCACAGCCCCCACGGCCACGGCCCCUGCUGCCACCCAGGACGUGCACGUGGUACCCCACCUUCAGGCUACGCUGUCGCUAGAAGCAGGACCCAGCCCGGCCAACUCACAGACUUUCCUCCUUGUUCAGACAGCCCAGGGCCUCCAACUCAUCCCCAGCAGUGUCCAGCCCCCCAGACCCACACCUCCUCCACCCCCAGCCACGCCCAAGGUCAUCCUGCUGCCAGCCUCUGGGGCUAGGGCCCGAAAGGGCCCAAGGAAUGGUGGGAGGGAGGGCCAAGGGCCUGGGAUGGUCUGGCUCCCAGGGCCUGGGGCCGUUGGGGGACAGGGAGGUGGGGGCAGCAUUGCUGGAGGUGGGGGGCAAAGCCUCAUUGUCUUACAGAGUGUGGCCAGUGGAGAGAUGGGGCAACAGGAAACAAGUGGAGUUCGACUACAGUCUCUCCGGCCUGCACAGGAAGUGACCACGGUCCAGCUACAGCCUGCGCAGGAAGUAGCCACAGUCCAACUACAGCCCACACAGGAAGUGACCACGGUCCAACUGCAGCCCACACAGGAAGUGACCACGGUCCAACUACAGCCCCUCCAGCCUGCACAGGAACCAGUGGCCAGCCCACUGGCCAGCCCUGGGGGGUCUGGUGGGCCAGCAGAGGCUCAAAAUCUGCUUGUGGUGCAGGGUGGGGCUGGUGAGGAGCUGCUAACAGCCCCUGGGCCAGGAGGAGAAGCCAGCUCAGGUGAUGGGGGUGGGGGCAGCAGUGGAACUGUGGUUCAGGAUGUGCAUUUUGAGACAUUACAGACCGCAGAGGGCCUGCAGAGUGUCCUGGUACUGAGUGGGGCUGAUGGUGAGCAGACCAGGCUUUGUGUGCAGGGAGUGGAGACCCUCCCUCCAGGCCUGGCUGAGUCAACUGCCCCAGGCCCACAGGCUCAGAAACUUCUCAUUAUCCGAAGUGCCCCAGCAGCCCCUUCGGACCUGGCAGAGAAUGUGCCAGGGGCUGCCCUCCAGCUGCUGGCUGCCCCUCCCAGCCCAGCCCCCAUGCCUACCGGGGCUCCCACUGGGACUAACCCACAGGUGGUCCAGGUUGUCCCUGGGGCAGCAGCGGGGCCCACUAGUGGGGCUGCCCAGCCAGGGCUGCCUUCUAUUCACAUAGUACAAGCCCUGCCUGCAGUGCAGCUGGUGCACACCUUCUGAGGGAGGCCUGAGGGACUGGCCUCUCCUCCUCAGCCUCAGCUGGGGCCAGUGUACCAAUAAUGAAACUCAUCUCCUCUCCCUCCUCUUCUUCAUUGGGAAGGGGCAGAGGGCUUGUGGUGAACGGGAGAUCCCGCAGAAGCAGCCUCACACGCCAGUCCAGUCUUAGCAGCGUUUAUUAAUGCCCAUUACGUGGCCCCUGCCAGCCUUUCCCUUGCCUGGGGCCCACCCUGGCCAAGCUCUUCCCUUCCAGGGGAUUCGGGGGCCUCCGUUUCCCACUCUGUAAAAUAAAGAGCUAAAUGUC